This is a messenger RNA of Annulohypoxylon truncatum, 1116 nucleotides long. RefSeq lists its product as uncharacterized. Bases 198 to 737 code for a protein of 179 amino acids. NCBI's taxonomy places the organism in Eukaryota, Fungi, Ascomycota, Sordariomycetes, Xylariales, Hypoxylaceae. The transcript has 2 exons. The record is from RefSeq and is a predicted model, not a curated record.
CUAAAUAAACAAAUCCAGCCGGACCUUCAAACGGGAAACGAAAAGAAUAUAAAGAUCAUCACUAAGUGAUAAUCACAUUCCCCAACGCGAGUCAACUUGGAUACCGCCCGCUUUUGACGAUCCUGAGGAGGAGAAAUCUAGAUUCGUGAUACCCCAUUUUUCGAUCAACAUCAACGACCGCAAACCAUAUUUUCAAGAUGCAUGUUUCAUCUCUGAUCAUGUUGGCCGCCGGCGCCGCCUCCGCCGUCGCGCAGUCCUACCCCGUCGAGUCGGUGACUUCCUCCGCCGGAACCACCACCGCCACCUCGUACCUGACGGCAACGGUCACCAUCACCAAGUGCAACCCUACCAACACCGCUUGCCCUCUGUACUCCAGCUCCUCCAGCGCGAUCCCGUCGACCUCGUCUUCCAUCUCGACGCCUCCCGCGUACCCCACGAGCUCUGUCGCGCUUAACACCACCAGCAGCGUCAACGUGCCUUCCACCUGGUACCCGAUCUCCAAGAACUCCACUGUUUCUGCUGGCCCGACCGCCUACCCCAACGUCUCUUCCAGCUACGUCGUUCCUACCACGUACGCUACCCAGACCUCUCUGAUCCCCACAACCGCUCCUGCUGCUCCGACUUACCCGGCGUCCACCUCCGCUCCUGCCGUCCCGGCCAGCGGAGCCGGUAUCGUCUCCGUCCAGUCCGGCCUCCUGAUGGGUGUUCUGGCCAUGGGCGCUGCUUUCUUCGCAUAAGCUACAGGUUUAUAGUGCGCGGGGUUCGGGGAUGGAGGAUGGCUAAGGACUUAAUUCGCUACAUGUCUUAAGUCAGGACGAAGUGUUCUCGGUGUUCAGAGGCAUGCGGAGGAGUUGGAAGGUUCAUGUCUAUACUUGAGCAGGGGCGUCGUGUCGAUUAUAUGAGGUCGGCAUGGCUAAUGACACAUAUUUUCCAUUCAUUUUGCUUGCGUCUUGUCAUGUGAUUGUUCUAGUACAUUACUUAUCUUCUAAAGUUAUUACGUGAUAUAACGACGAGUUGAUGAGGCUAGGUGCGUAUUAAGGUCGCACAGGUCGGGUAGUAUGAUAGUAAUCUUGAUUGGUGUGGUAUAUACAUAUGUACGUAAGUAGUUAUUGCAUA